Messenger RNA from Pangasianodon hypophthalmus (striped catfish), 2471 nucleotides. It is a transcript of the gene epyc, whose product is annotated as epiphycan. The transcript has 10 exons. Lineage: Eukaryota; Metazoa; Chordata; Actinopteri; Siluriformes; Pangasiidae. Gene Ontology annotation, molecular function: protein binding. The coding region runs from base 293 to 2416 and encodes 707 amino acids. The record is from RefSeq and is a predicted model, not a curated record.
UGCUCGGCCUCAGUGCCUACCUUCGCACACACACUACAGGUAGAGCACCCGGGGUCUAGGAGUGCAUACACACCCACACGCGCACACACACGCACACACACACACACACACUCACACAUCCCCAUACACGACAAUAUACAAACACACACGUAUACACACCCAUACCCCUUCUCAAAGCCGCCGUGAGAGACCCGUUAUUUUGGGCAGGCCCACCAGCCCUGUGCAUGUCCGAGCUGAAGUGCAGGACCAUCUGGGAAAGCGGGAGACAGAGAUAUUUCAUUCGGACAGGUGGAUGAUAAUGAUGAUGCCAUGCAGGUUAGUUUUGGGACUCCUGGUCCUGAAUGUGGUUCUGGCUUCUCCCCCAAGAUACACCCGACAAGUGGAGCCAGACUACGAUGAGGACUUCGACAAGGUGGACGUCGAAUAUUAUGAUGAGCUGACCACGGAUGAACCUGAGAUAGAGAUUAGCACUCUGUCCCCAGAUGAGGACAAUGAUCCCACACCUGGAGCUUCACUAGAGGAAGAGGAAGAGGAACCAGAAGAGGAUCCAGAAAAAGAAAGUGGGGAUAGAACGGAAUUACCCAUAAUGCCUUCGCUCAUCCCAUCAGGCUCUGGAGUAUCAGGGGUUUUGAUGGGACCAGACGCUCCGGGAGAGGAAGAGCUGCGUCUGACGCCCACUGAAAUCCUUCAUAUCUCUGGAGAAUCUUUGGGUUCUGGGGACAUGCUGAGUUCUGGAGGUUCUGGGGCUUCUGGAGCUUCAGGGGUUUUUGGAAAGAUUCCCGAUGCUAGAGAAUACCAUUCUGGGGAGACUCUGGGUUCUGGAGGUUCUGGGGGCUUGAGUUCUGGAGGCUCUGCAGAUGUAAGCUCUGGAGAUAUUAGUUCUGAAGGCUCUGUAGACCUUGGUUCAGGAAUCUCUGGAGACCUUGUGUCGGGAGUAUCUGGUGAAUUUGUUUCUGGAGUAUCUGGUGGCUUUGUUUCUGGAGUGUCUGGAAACUUUGUUUCCGGGGUCUCUGGAGACUUUGUUUCUGGAGUGUCUGGAGACUUUGUUUCUGGAGUGUCUGGAGACUUUGUUUCUGGAGUCCCUAGAGACUUUGUUUCUGGAGUCUCUGGAGACUUUGUUUCUGGAGUAUCUGGAGACCUUGUUUCUGGGGUAUCUGGAGACUUUGUUUCUGGAGUAUCUGGAGACCUUGUUUCUGGAGUAUCUGGAGACUAUGUUUCUGGAGUAUCUGGAGACCUUGUUUCUGGAGUAUCUGGGCACUUUGUUUCUGGAGAAUCUGGAGAUUUUGUCUCUGGAGUCUCUGGAGUCUCUGGAGACGUUGAUUCGAGAGUAUCUGAGGAGUUUGUCUCUGGAGACUCUGGGGACUUUGUUUCUGGGGUCUCAGAGGACUUUGUUUCUGGAGCCUCUGGGGACCUUAUUUCUGGAGAUUCUGAGGAACAUAUUUCUGGAGAUUCUGGGGACUUUGGCUCUGGACCCUCUGGGGUUUCGGGUGAAGAAAUAACACUGGUUCCUGGCAGAGAGGAGCAGAUCUAUAUUACAGUUACCACUGGCCCCGAAGAAGUCUCUGGGGAAACGGGGGCACCAGAGAAACCUCUACUCCCUGUGGAGCCUGUGACUCUAGGGCCUCCUGAGGAAUCUGGGGUUCCUGAGGAAUGGGUAACAAUCAUCCCUACUCUAAAGGAAGAGGAGAUGCUGUUUCCCACCACCCAGACCCCUGGGAGUACAACAGGUUCAGGGCUACCUGAGAGCCCUGAGCCUGAUGUUGAUGUCAUUGAAACUGACAUUCCAGGCAUGCCCACCUGUGUGCUGUGUACCUGCCUGGGAGGAUCUGUGUACUGUGAUGAUGUGAAUUUGCAUAACGUGCCUCCUCUUCCCAAAGAUACCACUCACUUCUACGCCCGCUACAACAGGAUUACUAAGAUCAACAAAUCAGACUUUGCUAACAUGAACAAACUGAAGCGGAUCGACCUGACAAGUAAUGCCAUCUCAAAGAUCGAAGACGGCGCUCUCUUCGGCCUGCCCGCUUUAGAGGAGCUGGUAAUUCGAGAAAACAGCGUAGCUCAACUCCCAGCACUGCCAGGCACAAUGACCCUUGUUGAUGCCAGUCACAACCACCUGGGCAGAACUGGUAUCCAGAACGAAGCCUUCAAGGACAUGACAGGACUACUUUACCUCUACCUGACGGACAACGGCAUCGAUCACAUCCCUGUUCCUCUGCCUGAGAGUCUGCGCUCUCUGCACCUACAGAACAACAACAUCCAGAUGAUACACGAAGACACGUUCUGCAAACAGAACGACUUGAACUACAUCCGGAUGGCGCUGGAGGACAUUCGCCUGGACAGCAACCCCGUCAACCUCAGCAGAACUCCACAGGCUUAUGUGUGUUUGCCACGUAUUCCUGUUGGCGCCCUUAUUUAAACACACACACACACACACACACUUCUACAGACACACACAAAAACCUCUGAGAGUU